CCACAGCGUAGCUCACAUGCUGCGUGCGCAACACGUAAUAGACGUCAUCAUUAUAUGCUAAAUCCUGAUCACAUGAUCAGGGGGAUACAUUUAGGUACUAAAACGAAAUUUAUUUCUAACAGUAACCUAACCCUAACCCUAAGGUUCGUGCGGUAUUAUGGUCUCGUGGUAGGGUUGUUGCGGGUCAAUGAAGCACUACGUAAUUUACGAGUUGUGGUCGCAGCACUACCCUGUGUGUGAGCUACGCUGUGGGAGCCUGCAAGUAUAUUCUCUUGACAUUAACAGCAUUUCUGUUGAUCCUAUCUGCUAUGGACUUUGCCCUUGUUCAUCUGUGUAUUGAAGUCAGAACUAUCUCACUCCAAUGAACAUUGUCCUACAGUUAAAGAGAAGAUUAAGUCAUAUGGUGUGUUGAUUCAGUGCGGAAAAACUAGAUAAUUAUCAACUAGUGGCUUCUGAGUGCUGUGUAGUGUAAUCAGUGUUUGUGGCGAUAGGAACACACUCAGCUUAGCUUAUUCGAUUUUUUAACUAGGAUCCACGUAUGAAUGUAUGCUUUUUCAAAACCUCUCUCAAUAUUGACUUUGAGUGAUAGAAUGGAAGACUUAUGGGACACUGAAUUUUCACAAUGGAGAUAAUUUAUGCUAACCUUGCUUGUGUGAUCGACCUCUGUAGCAGUCUUCAGCAACUAAGGGGAUGGAAACCCAGCAAGAUGGUGAUUAUUAAGUGUCACAAUUGAGAAACAGGCGAUACAGAGCUAACACAUGGAGCUGGCAAAGUCCACAGAUUUCUUCCUCAGCCGGGAGAAGAACCUCACGUUAUCCAUUGUUCUCCUGGUUGGGUGUUACACUGCACUGCUCUAUCCUGCAUACUUCCCCAGGCAGCCGACAAUCUGGAGAGAAUACAGCAUGCAGCACGAGCUUGUUGAGGUGCUGCAGAACCGUUCGAACUCCCUCCUGUCCCAGGCGUGUCGCCCUGGCUGGAGCCGGCUCAAGCUCAAAGAGGCUUACCCAGGCCAGCUCCCUCCAGGGAUCCCAGUGUUCCUGCAGAGAGGUGAGGGAGGGUGGUCCCAGGCACACUCCGAGAGAUUCCUCCCUCCUCUGGGUCUGCAUGGGAGUGAAGAGCAAGCUGCCCGUGCCCUGCAGGGACUGCCCCAGACCAGCCUAUCUCCCGAGCUAGGGGGUGGUGGGUUGUGCAGGCGGUGUGUGGUGUUGGGGAGUGGGGGGGUGCUGAGAGGGAGCCGACUGGGACCCCACAUCGACCGACACCAUGUUAUUAUGAGGUUAAACAGUGCUCCAGUCUCUGGUUUUGAGGAGGACGUUGGCUACAGAACUACCGUCCGUCUGACCUACCCAGAGGGGGCGCCCCACUCUGCCAGACAGUAUAGCAACACCUCGCUGCUGGUUAUGGCGAUGUACAAGAGUUCCGACCUAGACUGGUUCACUGCAGUUGUGGCCAAGCAGCCUCUGGGCUGGUGGACUAAGCUGUGGUUCUGGCAGACAGUGGUGGAGUCCAUCCCUCUUCAUGCUGAGAACUUCAGAAUCCUGAACCCUGAGAUCAUCCGGGAGACCGCUCUUGGUUUCCUUGGGUACCCCAAACCCCAACAAAGCCUAAUCAGCCUCAGCCAGGUGCCCACUCUGGGUGUGACUGCAGUCGUCAUGGCGAUUCGGCUGUGUGACGAGGUCAGUCUAGCAGGGUUUGGAUAUGACCUGAAACACCCCAUGACCCCCCUGCACUACUACGGGACUCUGCGCAUGAACGCCAUGGGGUUGCAGUCAGUUCACGACGUGGGAGCUGAGAAAAUGUUCCUGAGGUCUUUGGUCCAGGCUGCAGCAGUGAAUGACCUGACUGGAGGGAUCAGCUGGUAGCCCAGAACUCUGGUUCUGGAAGUCUGAUAGGCCACCAUAGAGACAGCUCGUGUUAUGCAAUAGGAACAUGAAAGACUCAUUCAGUUAUAAAUAAAUAGGAACCAGUAAUAAAUGUAUUGUAGUAAGUAAUGGCCCUAAAAUAAAUAAAAAGUGCAUGUUAUACAAUAUACAGUACAUUUUAUUUAUUUUUUACUUGUUGACCCAGGGGACUUUUUUGACCUGAAAAAAGAAACAAGGAUCAGGGGUCACAAAUGGAGAUUAGAUAAAGGGGCAUUCAGAACAGAAAAUAGGAGGCACUUUUUUACACAGAGAAUUGUAAGGAUCUGGAACCAACUCCCCAGUAAUGUUGUUGAAGCCGACACCCUGGGAUCCUUCAAGAAGCUGCUUGAUGAGAUUCUGGGAUCAAUAAGCUACUAACAACCAAACGAGCAAGAUGGGCUGAAUGGCCUCCUCUCGUUUGUAAACUUUCUUAUGUUCUUAUCUUAGAAUCACACCGCUUCAUUUUUCAGUAUGUAGUUAAAGAAUGCUUAUUUUAAAAUUUCCUGUGCACUAUCAUGUUAUGCAAUCAUUUAUUAAAGUAAAUAAAAAUAAACCUUUAACAUAAAUUCCCACAGCAGUCUAUCCAGAGGCUGAUCAGGUCUGCCAGGAUUGUGUUAAUGCUCAGGGAGGUCAUACCCGAUACUAACUUUGUAAUGUUUUCAUUAUGACAGUGUGUCACGUCUUUGAUAUUUUUUUUUGUUCACAUUUUCUGUGAUUUUGUUUGAUAUCUAUGUUUCAAAUAUUUGAUUAAAUCCAUUAGACUUGA
Molecule: messenger RNA, 2667 nt
Organism: Acipenser ruthenus (sterlet)
Lineage: Eukaryota; Metazoa; Chordata; Actinopteri; Acipenseriformes; Acipenseridae
Gene: st3gal7
Product: ST3 beta-galactoside alpha-2,3-sialyltransferase 7
Exons: 7
Coding region: 759-1862 (367 amino acids)
Molecular function (GO): lactosylceramide alpha-2,3-sialyltransferase activity
Source: RefSeq, a predicted model, not a curated record